Molecule: messenger RNA, 2357 nt
Organism: Schizosaccharomyces japonicus yFS275
Lineage: Eukaryota; Fungi; Ascomycota; Schizosaccharomycetes; Schizosaccharomycetales; Schizosaccharomycetaceae
Product: ubiquitin protease cofactor
Exons: 2
Coding region: 1041-2357 (438 amino acids)
Biological process (GO): cytoplasmic stress granule assembly
Cellular component (GO): cytoplasm; cytoplasmic stress granule
Molecular function (GO): nucleic acid binding; RNA binding
Source: RefSeq, a predicted model, not a curated record
AAAGAGGCCUCCGUGCAGGACGGCGGUUGGCGUGCUUGUUGAGCCAGUUUUGUUUUUUCUGAGCCAUCCGGACCUCUUUCGCGGGAGGGAGGACAGACUCACGUCCAGACGGCAGGACGGCGACGCGAAAAGCACCCUUUUUGCGGACUCGGGUGCGACGACGUUUCGUCUCUUCGGGAAACACGAUGCGUGUGGGCAUGACCUGCUCGUCAGCAGCCUCUGAGAAGUCGUCCUCGUCCUCCUCCGCAUCUUCUUCUUGUUCUUCCUCGAGUUCGGCCGACUGGAGGACACUCAGGUCCAGUUUUUGCGCGUUUACUUUCGUAAGCUUUUGUAAGCGAUUCUGCUCCUGGACGGCACGACGGCGCUCCUUUGCAGAUUGUUCUAGUCUGUAGGGGUCAGUACGAAUGUCCAGUGUCUGAAAGCUAUAACACGUACGCUUUUACAUGGCGAGACAAACGUUCUUGCUCGUCGUGUAUAGCCUGAGCGGUUGAUUUCACGGAAACCUCCUCGGGAGCCUCUGAAUCCGAAGAAUCAGACUCCUCAACCUCGGGUUUUUCGGCGGGCUUCGGCUCUGCAUACAGCUUAACAUCCAUAACGCCCAAUUUUGCCAUGAUGGGGAAAGACAGGUCUACACUUGUAUGCUAAGGAAGUUGACCGAGGUGGCCGAGCGGAGUUCUUCCGGAGACCGAAACAUUCCCGAGAAGGCAGUAAAAGGCACCGAAAAAAGCCGAGAAAGACACAUCGAGUGCCGGAGAACUCCGAGGAAGCUGUUUGCAGCACGACGAGCGACGGCUUGCGGCAAAGCUGCGUAUUCGGUGUACAAGCACAACGUGCAACCGCCCUCGCAUCUCUCUUCUUGUUCACUUCCUCGCCCACUCUUUCGGCUACGCUUCGGCCAUCUUACACACCACACCGCGGUGAACACCGCCGCUUUUCGGCGAACUCCCGGACAUCUUCGCUACUCAAUCCAGCUGCCCAGGCUCUACCUAUGUAGCAGGUACACAAUUUUCUUCACACCUUCAACUCCUUCAAAAUAGAUCAUGGCUCACGUUCAACAGCAAUCCGCUUCUAAAACACCAACAGAUGCUUCUGUUCCCGUGGAAACGGUGCUUGGAAAAGACGAAAUUGGCUGGAUGUUUGUGCAGGAAUACUACACAUAUUUAAACAAGGAGCCCAGCCGUCUUCAUGAGAUUCAUAACAAAAUCGUCGAUUUGGACUUUCAAAACUGUAAGGUCCUUAUCUCGAACGUUGACAGUCUCGCCUCUUCGAACGGCGGUAUUGUUAUUCAAGUCCUCGGUGAGAUGUCUAACAAGGGACGUCUCUCGCGAAAGUUUGCUCAAACGUUUUUUCUCGCUGAGCAACCGAACGGCUACUUUGUCUUGAACGACAUUUUCCGGUUUUUGCGCGAGGACGUUGAGGAGGAGGAGGAAGUCGUGGCCCCAGCCGCUGCUCCUGAACCCGAGGUAAAGGAAGAAAGCGUAGCAGUUGAUGCUGCCGAGACACCGGUAGCCGCUACUACUGCUGUCGCUGACAACAUCAUCGCUUCGAAGACUCCGAGCACUGAUGUUGCUGCUGCUGGAACUGCUCCCAAGACGACUGCGCUUGAUACCGCUGUUCUCAAGGAACAGGAAACUGUUCCUGAGCAGGCCGCUGCCACUCCAGCAAUGACUGCUUCCACUACCACUGCUUCUACUGCCCCUUCCGCUGUACCUGCUAGUUCUACGGUUGCUGCUGCUGCUGCUGCUGCUGUGGUUUCUGAGCAGAAACCCGCAACUCCCAAAACGUGGGCCAAACUCAUUUCACGCAACCACGAGCCUAAGCACACAACCACCGUUGUCGAGCCCGUUGUCCCUGUAUCCGCUCCCGCCCCUUCCUUCCAAACUCCCGCUGCCACCUCUGUCGCUCCAGGAGCCACCGCUGCUCCCGUUGCUCCUGCUGAGCGUACGCCUCGCUCGAUGAACGGUGUCGCUGCCCCUCCGACAACGGAGACGUCUGUGUUCGUGAAGAACAUUCCCAUUGACAUGUCUUCCGCUACCGUCCAGACCCAUAUGGCCGCAUUUGGUGCUGUGAAGGGUCUCGAAUACGCUCGUAAGAAGGGUACUGCUUACAUCGAGUUUGUCGACGCUGCUUCCGUUCCUGUUGCUCUUGCUGCCGGUUCGCUCGCUGUUCCCAGCGGCACGCUGCAAAUUGAGGAGCGUCGUCGCAUCUUCCCCAACAGAAUGAAGAUGAACGACCGUAAAUCUUCGGAUGAUCGUAAUGGCAACCAAAAGCGUGGUUACCGUCCUAUGAACAAAAACCGCUCCUCCUACGAGCAUCGUUCCCGCGAUGCCGGUAAUGCCCAAAAGUCUAAAGCGUAA